AUGUCUUCCAACAACAACACCCCUAACAACAGCAACACUGACGCACGAGGUCAGCAACACGCGCAGGAUAUGGAGAUCGGCUGUAUCAACGCAAGCGUCCUCCUCCUCCAGGAUAGUUACAAUGUCCUACAAGCUGAGAAUGUGAUGAUGCGACAGCAGUUGGCAUCAAUGUCAACUUACUUGGCACAACAGCAGCAACAGCCUACGUCUAUGGCAGCACCUGAUGUUGACAGACGAAGAGUGGAGGAAGUGCUUGCCCAAAUCCACGCUCGUCAUAGCCGGUUUUCGUCCGAGUCUGGUUAUCGUUUGGACGAGGACUUUAGGUCUGCGCACAAUAAGCUGGUCACAAAGAUCAUCAUUGACCACUGCAACGGCGAGGGGGACAGAGGUUGUGUUCUGGGGGACAAGGCCUUACGGGCUAAAGUGCACCAGUACUUUUGUGGCCAGAGGGAUGUCGCAAAGCGUAGCCCUAAGCAAAGAGCUGCGAUUACCCUACGCAGUAAGCGCGGCAAACGAGUAUGGCAGAAAGCCAAAGAGCGCAAGGUCGCUCAUACAAGGUAUUUGGCCUCUUUGGAUGGGCGGUACCUGCAUGGUGAGCGCCUUCUGCGUCGUGAGUGUAUGUCGCCAGAGCUCUCGGACGGUGAGGCAUCAGGCGUGCUUCGCCUUUGCAAGCCGUCGUUUCGAAACAGCAAGGUCGAUGAGUUCUUUCGUGAGUUGGAUGUCUUGAUCGACAAUGGAAAAAAAAAGAAAGUGGAGAAAAAGGAGAGACGCCCUGGCCCGGUCUUUGAAGCUGUGCUUGAAGAAAAGGUGUUGGAUAAUUUGCCCGCUUGGGCUAAAUAA
Zychaea mexicana is the source of this 840-nucleotide messenger RNA. RefSeq lists its product as uncharacterized. Bases 1 to 840 code for a protein of 279 amino acids. Lineage: Eukaryota; Fungi; Mucoromycota; Mucoromycetes; Mucorales; Lichtheimiaceae. The transcript is spliced from 4 exons. The record is from RefSeq and is a predicted model, not a curated record.